This is a messenger RNA of Paramisgurnus dabryanus, 2528 nucleotides long. NCBI's taxonomy places the organism in Eukaryota, Metazoa, Chordata, Actinopteri, Cypriniformes, Cobitidae. The record is from RefSeq and is a predicted model, not a curated record.
UUGGGAGAAAAGCUCCGCUCGUCAAUGUCAGUUCUCACACGGCCGCCCAAUCACAGUGGAGCAGGGGCGGGACAUUACCACAGCAACCAACCGGCUCGCAGCUGAAGUAUCACAGCUACCAAAGUGCUCAGCUGAAGAAAGCUGGCACUCAGCUGAAAAACAGCUGGCAUUCGGCGUCCUCAAGGCGUUUUCAGCCGCGUUUAAAAGUUUUGGUGUACACAGCCCCUUACUGUGGAAAAAGCUUCUAUGAUCCAUCUAAUUUCAGCGCUCAUCAGAGAGUUCACACUGGAGAGAAGAAAUUUCAUCACUGUAAUGUUUGUGGGAAGAGUUUUAAUCGGCGUGAAGGUUUAGUGAUACACCAGAGAACCCAUACAGACGUGAAGAGUGAAUCAUGUUGUGAUGGAGAAAUAACGUCCUCAACAUCAGAAGAGCGACUGACAGCACAAACUCAAGAGAAGAAACUUCAUUCAGAAGAGCAAAGAGAGACGAAGAAGAAGCCAUUUAACUGUGAGCAAUGUGGGAAGGAUUUUGAUUUCUUAUUUCAGCUGAAAAGCCACAUGAAGGGACACAGUGGUGAAAAACCUUUCUACUGCAAUGAAUGUGGCAAAUACUACAGCAGCAAAAAAACUCUUGAUGUUCAUCAGAGACUUCACAAAGAAGAGAAACUGUACGAGUGUCCUCACUGUGAGAAGAGAUUCAACUACCAAUCCAAUCUGAAGAGACAUGUGUGUUCACACACCAAUGAGAGACCGUAUCAGUGCAGUCAAUGUGGAAAAACCUUCACACAGUCUUGCUCUUUAAAGUCACAUGAAAAAACACACUCUCAAGAGAAACUCUAUCCAUGUUCAUACUGUGAUAAACGUUUCAGUGAUAAAUCUAAUCUGAUAACCCAUGAGAGAGUUCACACGGGAGAGAAACCUUACGUCUGCAGUGUUUGUAAGAAGGGUUUCAAUCAGCGUCAAAGUUUAGUGAGACACCAGAGAACUCAUACAGGUGAAAAACCUUACAAAUGCUCUCAGUGUGACAAGACGUUUACUCAAUCAAACUACUUAAAAAUCCAUGAGAGACUUCAUUCUGGAGAGAAACCUUACGUCUGCUCUCAAUGUGGAAAAAGCUUCUCUGAUCCAUCUCGUUUUAGAGUUCAUCAGAGAGUUCACACAGGAGAGAAACCUUACGUCUGCUCUUACUGUGGUUAUAGGUUCUCUGAACUAUGUAAUUUGAGAGUUCAUCAGAGACUUCACACUGGAAAGAAGAAACUUCAUCACUGCAGUGUUUGUGGGAAGAGUUUUAAUCGGCGUGAAGAUUUAGUGACACACCAGAGAUCGCAUACAGGUGAAAAACCUUACAAAUGCUCUCAGUGUGAAAAGACAUUUUCUUCGUUGAAUUACUUAAAAGUACACGAGAGACUUCACACUGGAGUUAAACCUUAUGUCUGCUCUUACUGUGGAAAAAGCUUCUUUGAUCCAUCUAAUUUCAGAGUUCAUCAGAGAGUUCACACUGGAGCGAAGAAACCUCAUCACUGCAGUGUUUGUGGGAAGAGUUUUAAUCGGCGUCAAAGUUUAGUGAGACACCAGAGAACUCAUACAGGUGAAAAACCUUACAAAUGCUCUCAGUGUGAAAAGACAUUUACUUGGUUGAGUUCCUUAAAAAGCCAUGAGAGACUUCAUUCUUCAGCUUCUCUGUUCAAUCUCAUUUCAUAGUUUAUUAAAGAGUUCACACGAGAGAGAAACUUUACCUGUGCAGUGUUUGUGAGAAGAGUUUUAAAGGAGUCGAAUGACUCGAUUUCAGGUUUUCCUUUGUUUUCAGAAUGUUAAAAGAUUUCUGUGCAUAAAGAAGAUCUAUAAAGUUGCAAAGUUAAAGUUUUUAAACCCAAAAAGAUCUUUUUAAAAGUGAAGCUUCACCAACACAUUUAUAAACGGCUUAUUCAAACACACCCCUGCAGUUGGAUGCCAUACUGAGAUUUGCAUAACACCGCCCUAAUGUAUACGCAAAGAUAGAGGCUGUAAGCUUCAUUCGCACUAUAGUAUUGUUGUUAGGUCCGGUUCUAUAUAUUUGGAGGCCCCCACACCCCUCUAAUUUUCAGAAUAAUCUGAGAAGUGUUUUUGUACCCUGUAAGAAAUCAUUUAAGCACUACAGUGAUUAAACAUGUUUUCCCCAUUACUUUUCUGUUUUAUCAAGUUAACACAUGUAUGUAAAAAUUUGAUUAGAAAUUAUGCAUGACUACAUGUGUUAAACAUUUUAAGGCAGGUCAAAGUUGUUGUUGUUGAUCCAGUAUUUAUUUAAAACGCCACCUUUUUGGGAUAACACAGGAUAACAGUUUUGCUUUCUCCAAAGAGUAAGAUUAAAAAGACAACACUAAAAACCCUAACUGUAAAAAAAACUACAGAUGAACACCUAAACCUUAUUUUAUGCUAGCUGGGUUUGAAGAGGAAGUUUUAUGAGACCAAUGGUUUGAUCUUAUUUUUGACCAUCAAACACAGAUGCAUAAGAGGCAAUCCUUAGCAGGGAUGUAGCCCAGAUCAUUGGUC